Racocetra persica is the source of this 610-nucleotide messenger RNA. The record is from the annotation of a GenBank genome assembly. Lineage: Eukaryota; Fungi; Glomeromycota; Glomeromycetes; Diversisporales; Gigasporaceae.
UUAAUCCUGGAAAUGUAGAGGAGUUUGAGACUAGGAUUAAAGGAAAACAACUAAUAUCGGGAUUCGGGAUUUCAAAUGUCACUGACUCUAUUAUGCAUAUUCCGACAAGUAAUUAUCAUUUCAUGGGAACUUCACCUGCAAUGUCCAAUGAAAAAUAUAGAAAGCCUUAUACUCGAAAAUUGGAAGACGUUUCUAAUGCUGUGGACUAUAUGCACGAUUCUGACAUUUACUUGACAAAACUGGAAGCAAAAAGUCUUCAACCAUCCAAUUGUUCUAGCUUAGGUGAAUGUUCAAAUUAUUUACAAGAACAUUCAACUCCGAAUAAACUUGAUUAUUCCAUUCCAUUUAUUCUUCCACCAGGUGUGGUAGGACCGUCAAUAUUACUAUUUGAGGAGAAUCCUAUUUUGAAAUCAUCUUUAUCAUCAAAGGAUCCGAUGGUAAAAUAUUUAUCAAACGCGUUAAUUAAAAUAAUUGACCAUGCUUUUGAAAAUGAUAAUAAUUGGGUAAUAAGAAGAUUAGAGUGGAUUGAAACGAUUAAUAUUAUUAAAAAAGCAUUAGCAAAACACGAAAAUGAUAAAAUUACAUUAACUCAACAAAUCAAGACAUUAAU